GCUUCACGGCUCCUAUUGUUGUUGUUUGCUAUUUUCCUCUCAAAAUAUUAUAUUUUCUUAUACUUUUAUUCACUUAAUCUCGUGUGAAAUGGAUUUCUCUCCGAUCAACUGCCUCAUUUUCGACUUGGAUGACACAUUAUACCCUCUGAAAACUGGAUUGGCGCCAGCUGUCAAGAAAAAUAUUGAUGAUUUUCUAGUGGAGAAAUUUGGAUUCCCAGAAAGUAAAGCUUCAAGUUUGAGAGUUGAGCUCUUCAAGACGUAUGGAAGUACUCUUGCGGGUCUCAGGGCGUUAGGUCAUGAUGUGCAUCCUGAUGAAUAUCACAGUUUCGUGCACGGAAGAUUACCAUAUGGCUCGAUCGAACCAAACAGCAAGCUACGUAACCUUCUGAACAAAAUCAAACAGAGGAAAAUUAUUUUUACGAAUUCGGACAGGAACCAUGCGGUCACGGUUCUGAAGAAACUGGGGUUAGAAGAUUGUUUUGAAGAGAUGAUUUGUUUCGAAACAAUGAACCCGAAUUUAUUCGGAUCCGGAUCAACAACAGCACGAUCCGAUGAACACCCCGUCGUUCUUAAGCCUUCGUUGGCCGCUAUGGAUAUUUGUAUUCGUGUAGCCAACGUUGACCCUCGCCGAACAGUGUUUUUGGAUGAUAAUAUCCACAAUAUUACCGCGGGUAAAUCUGUCGGGCUCCGCACAAUCCUGGUGGGGAGAGCAGAAAAGACGAAAGAUGCGGAUUACGCGGUGGAGACGGUAACUGAGAUAGCUACAGAAGUGCCGGAGAUUUGGACGACGGCAAAAGCUAGUAAGGGCGGGUAUGACGCCGGGGGUGAGAGGAUCAGAAGGAGCAAGAGUGAGCUGGAGGGUAUGGCUUCAAUCACAGCCGUCGGUGCUUGACGCGAUGAAGUGAGCGUAUGGUGCGGGCCGUUGGAUCUUUUAACGUCUAGUAGUAUGUUGGGUUUGUUGUACAGAUAGGCGUUAAAAAAUGUUGAUAAUGAAUGUGAAUAGAAUAAAUAAUAAUAGUGGUGGUGGAGAAUAUGCAUCCCAUGUGGACACUAAUUGUGAAUACGCAAUCAGAUAUUAUCAUGUAAUGUCGACAAAUGACAAUGAUUCCAUAUGUUGUACAUUUUUAUGUUUUAACUAAAUUUUAAGUUUUAAAUGAA
Molecule: messenger RNA, 1158 nt
Organism: Camelina sativa (false flax)
Lineage: Eukaryota; Viridiplantae; Streptophyta; Magnoliopsida; Brassicales; Brassicaceae
Source: RefSeq, a predicted model, not a curated record